Neohortaea acidophila is the source of this 666-nucleotide messenger RNA. RefSeq lists its product as uncharacterized. The transcript has a single exon. Gene Ontology annotation, biological process: DNA replication; DNA strand elongation involved in mitotic DNA replication. Gene Ontology annotation, cellular component: GINS complex. Bases 1 to 666 code for a protein of 221 amino acids. The record is from RefSeq and is a predicted model, not a curated record. Lineage: Eukaryota; Fungi; Ascomycota; Dothideomycetes; Mycosphaerellales; Teratosphaeriaceae.
AUGUACGCCGAGCAAGCCACCAAACUUGUCCUGGACGCCAAACGCCUCGCAUCACUCCCGCACCUGCCGCCGUACGCAACGACAACAGUGCGCUCAGUAACCAAGGAAGUGCGCGACAUCGAGCGGGAGAACAGCCGGCUCCUUGCCCAAUUCACCGCCGCCAGCACGCAGAGCAGCGAUGGCAGGCGCUUCGACCCCUCUAAUGACCCUGGCACGGCGGCCGCGCUCCUCGUGAACCAUCUCAGCAUGCGUCGGAACAAGCGCUGUCUGCUCGCCUAUCACCGCACCCGCACUAACAAGCUGGAGGAGAUGUGCUGGAAUGGGGCGGACGUGGCGGAACUGCAGACUAGUACUGUGCAAGUGUCUGCUGCUGGCGAGCCCAGACAUGCUACCACUGCGAGUAGUCUGAGUGCGGAGGAGGAACUCUACGCCCAUCAGUACAGCGAUUUGCUCGCGGCGUACAAAGGCCAAUGGACUGAUAUCGAUCUGACCGGCAGUCUGGAGCCACCAAAGGACAUCUUCAUUGAUGUGAGGGUGCUGAAGGACGCUGGUGAGAUUCAGACGGAGUACGGGUCUAUCACUCUUACGAAGAACAGCCAGUUCUAUGUACGGCAGGGUGAUGUGGAGAGACUGAUUCAGCAAGGCUAUCUGCAAAGAUUGAGCUAA